AUGCUUUUUUUAAUUUCCAAAAUUUCUCAUGGGAUUCCAUCUACAAGAAUCCCAAUUGAAUUGCCCUUGAGAUUUAUCGACGAUAGCUAUUAUGAAACUAAUAUAUUAAUUGGUAAUCCACCACAAAAUAUUGGGGUGCUGGUGGAUACAGGUUCUAGUGAUUUAUGGGUUAAUUCUCCCAAUAAUCCUAAUUGUUAUAAUGGCAAUAUAGAUUGUACAGGCUUUACAUUCUUCAAUAAAUCAAAUUCCAAAACUUUUUCUAAUAUUUAUAAAAAUUCUAUAUUCCAAAUAGGUUACCAAGAUGCAUCAUAUACAUUUGGUAAAUGGGGAGUUGACAGUAUAUCGAUUAAUAGUUCUUAUUCCGAUAGUAAUGAAGACACUGGGUUAUAUGCAAAUAUCCCAAAUGCGCAAUUCGCUAUUGCUACAAAUUCAAAUGUUCCAGUUCAAGCAGUAUUAGGGCUUGGAUUUCCUCGUAGAGAAGCUGUAAAUGGUUAUAAGUUGGCUACUAAUAAAUUUUAUCCAAAUUUACCGCAAUUAAUUAAACAACAUGGAUAUUCAGAUAAUGUGACUAUUGCUAUGUAUUUAGGAAGUAAUGAAACAUAUAACUCUAUCAUGUUUGGUGCUUAUGAUAAAACUAGAUAUAUAGGAGACCUGCAUAAUUUCCCAAUGGUUAACCAAUAUCCAAAUGUUACCGACAAGCCAGCAACUUUCGCUAUUACGUUGGAUUCAAUGUACAUUUCAAUGGAUAAUAACCAAAGUGAUAAUAUUUAUAUUUCAAAUGAUGAAAAGUAUUCCGUUGUAUUAGAUUCAGGUACCUCUUUACUAAGUGCUCCAGAUCAUUAUGUUUCAAAAAUUGCUGGUCUUCUUAAUGCAACUUUUGACAAUACUACACAUAUGUACUUAUUACCUUCUGAGACCGAUCUUACAUUGUACAAAGAUAUGAUAAUAAAUUUCAAGUUCAUGGAUUUCAAUGUUCCUAUUAAUAUGUUGGAAUUCAUCCUCCCUUAUGAUGACAGUUAUGUCUUUGCCAUCUUACCCACUAAAAAUGUUAAUACCGGAUUUGUAUUGGGUGAUAUUUUUCUACCACAUGUUUACACAAUUUUCAAUUUAGAUAACUAUACGAUAUCCUUGGGAUUGUCGAAUCAAAAUAUUACUUCUAAUGAAAGGGAAAUUACUUGGAUUUCAUAA
Molecule: messenger RNA, 1188 nt
Organism: Henningerozyma blattae CBS 6284
Lineage: Eukaryota; Fungi; Ascomycota; Saccharomycetes; Saccharomycetales; Saccharomycetaceae
Gene: BAR1
Product: aspartyl protease BAR1
Exons: 1
Coding region: 1-1188 (395 amino acids)
Biological process (GO): proteolysis
Molecular function (GO): aspartic-type endopeptidase activity
Source: RefSeq, a predicted model, not a curated record